AGUCCCCUCUCGCCGCCGCUGCUCCCGCCGAGUCUCGCUCGACGAUUGGAGUUCUCGCGAGAGCCGGGUUUGAAAUGGCGGCGGGCGCGCUGGCGGUUCGACGGCGGAGGCGGCGGCGGGGCUGAGGGGCGGCGAGGCGGGCCCUGCGCGGCAGAAGAGAGGCAAGGCCCUCCGCUUCCGGCCUGCGCCUCCCCUCCCCCUCCGGAUGGAGAGGCUCCGACCGCGGCUGCUGAAGACCUAUGCGGGGCCGCGGGGCGGCCGGCGAAAGGCGGGCGGCGGGCAGGCCGGGCUGAGGCGCGUCGGCGCCGCCGCGCCCUGGAUCUCGCCCCAGGUCGACCGCAGGCGCUACUUCAGCAGCACCAGCUCCUCGGGGGGCGCCUCCUCGCCCUCCAGCCUCGGCGACCCGGACUUCCUGCCUCCCAGCUCGACGCGGCGCCGCAGGAGGAGGAAGAAGGGUGCCAAGGAGAACCGCGCCCCGCCCAAAGGGCGGCGGGCUGAGGACUGCCGCUUGCCCACCACCCCGCUGUGCAAGAACGUCACGCAGCGCCCCCGAAGGGCCAACCUUCGACUGCGCCCCCCCUUGGUGUGCAGCACCCCCCAGCAGCCCCUGGCUACUGAGAAGCAGAAUCCGGUGGAAGGGAGUCCCGCAGGGCACAGGUUCUCUGCCGCCUGCCGCUGCUGCAGCCCUCAGACCAAGCGGGAAUCCCUGAGGGACAACAGUGGCGCUUUCCGUGAUGUGCUCCCAGAGCUGAGUUUGCUGAACAUGGAUGGGGAUGGCGAAGUGCAGGCCGCCACGGGAAGUUUGGAGCUCUUCACACAUGAAGAUGCUGGGAGCCUACUGUGCCAGCACCCUUUCCUGGGUCCUCAGGUGCAAACGCCAUCUGUGGCGAAGUCCCAUUCUUCCUGCGUGCACUUUCAAAGCCACUGUGCCGUGCUGUCUCACAGCCUCUGUAGCAAGACAGAAGCGCCUCUCAAGAGCUGGGGAGGGGUUGCGGUGUCACCAAAUAAGGCCGCAUCUCCUCCAAGUGAGGCCGGCUAUCUUCCAGAUGCUGAUCAGGAUCAUUCCCCAAAGACGUCAGUGCCACCAAAGACCCCGAUGACUUCCCAGAGACCAUUGCAGGGAGCUUGCCAGUUGCAAGUCAGCGUGCGUGAUGGAAAGGUUGCCCUUUCUUUGCCAAAAGGGACGGAGGCUCUUGAUAACAAGAGACAACGGAUGUCUGUUGAAGCAGGUAUCACCCCUUAUAAAAAAGUGGGUGGAUUAAAUGGGGUUCUCUUAGACCAAAGAAGUGACUUCAGCCUGGCUGAAAACAGCCCCCAGCUGCAGCCUGUUGUCAUCCUGGACAAUCAAGUGGUACCCAACUGGUUGGCAAAUAAGUGCUCUGAAAAAAAAGUAGUGGGUCUUUUGCGGAAAAAGGAACAUGGCUUGCCGUCAGAUUCCCCCUGUGCUGUUCCUGGAGUGUCUGACACCACAAGCAGCAGUCAGGUGGUUCCCACCUGUGGCGAGGGAGCCACGGGGAGAAAAGCUUGUAUCAGUGGAUUCAGUUCCAAGAGAUGGGGUCAACAAGGAAAACUUGGGCAAGCCAGGCGCAAGAAGAACACAGGAUGGAAGGAACGGGCCGAUGCUUCCCUGCUUCAGGAUCAUCUGAAGUGGAACGAGAUGGAGGACAAUCUUGCUUUCUCUUCGUUCCCAGAUGGCUCCUCAGUAAAGAACUCCAGCUUGUGGCGCAGGAUCCGAGCCUCUCUUUCCCUCCACAAGAAAAAGAAAAUUCUGUCUGAGGUGGAAAGUUUCAACAGCACUGAACUGAGCAUUUCAUCUCCCAGUUCUCUCCAUGCAAGGAUGCCCAAGACCUCUUUCACAAAAACACUUGGAUAUUCUAUUUGUCCUUCCUCUUCCAUGGUCCUGCUGUCAUCCAUGAACUCUUUUUCCAUAGCAGAAGUGAUAUUGACAGAUGCAGAAAAAGUUUAUGGCGAAUGUCAACAAGAAGGCCCCAUCUCCUUUGAGGAAUGUAUCCCCCCGGAGAAAAUGCAGAAAUGUGAGAAAAUUGGAGAAGGGGUAUUUGGGGAGGUUUUCAAAACCGAAGGCGAGAAGGGAGCCGUGGCUUUGAAAAUAAUUCCUAUCGAAGGGAACACUAAAGUCAAUGGAGAAGCUCAGAAGACUUUCAGCGAGAUCUUACCGGAGAUCAUCAUUUCAAAAGAACUCAGUCUUUUGGCUGAAGAGGCGGAUAACCAGACCCCUGGAUUCAUCAGCUUGUAUUCUGUGCACUGCGUGCGAGGAGCCUAUCCUGAACAUCUCCUGAAAGCCUGGGAUGAAUACGACAGACUGAGAGAGUCUGAAAAUGACAGGCCAGAUUUCUUUGGAGACCAGCAACUCUUCAUGGUCCUGGAGUUCGUGUUUGGGGGCACUGACCUGGAGAACAUGAGGAACCGGCAGCUGAGCUCCGUGACAGUAGCUAAAAGCAUCUUACACCAGGUCACUGCUUCUUUGGCGGUGGCUGAGGAAGCGUUGCAGUUUGAGCAUCGAGACCUACACUGGGGGAACGUGCUGAUCAAGAAAGCCACUGUGAAGGAGCUGACUUUUAAGCUGAGAGGGGAAAGCCGCACCCUUCCCACUCAGGGAGUCCUUGUGAACAUCAUAGACUACACCUUCUCCAGGUUGGAGAAAGAUGGCCUCACAGUGUACUGCGACCUCUCCACUGAUGAAGAGGUGUUCCAAGGACGAGGGGACUAUCAGUUUGACAUUUACAGGCAGAUGAGAGAGGAAAACUCGAACAGCUGGGCUGACUAUUUCCCGCACAGCAAUAUCUUGUGGCUUCACUAUCUGGCAGACAAACUUUUGAAAGAGGUGUCUUACAAAAAAAAGCCCACAUCCCCCUCCAUGAGGCAAGCACAGAAACAACUUGAGUUGUUCUGUAAACAGAUUCUCGGCUUCUGUUCUGCCACAGAGCUGUUAAACACGAGCACCUUUUUCCACUGACUUGAGGUGAGCUGUAGGUUCCAUACGGGCAUUUAGCACUGCAGGAAGUGUUUUCUAAACCAACAGUAGCAAAUACAGCAAUUAUGUUUUCUGUAUAUAGAAAAAGAGGACAUAAGUAAAUAAAUAGCAGGAGAGGAGCUUUUUAUUUCUCAGUUGGAUUUAUGUUAUUGAUUGAUUUCAACCUAGAUGUGUGCUUAUACUUUGCUUUCAGUUAACUAAAAGAACAAACACCAUUUUGUUUCCUAGACACAGAGGCUUAUCUCACAAUAAAAGAAUAUUGCUA
Molecule: messenger RNA, 3257 nt
Organism: Heteronotia binoei (common prickly gecko)
Lineage: Eukaryota; Metazoa; Chordata; Lepidosauria; Squamata; Gekkonidae
Gene: HASPIN
Product: histone H3 associated protein kinase
Exons: 1
Coding region: 206-2974 (922 amino acids)
Biological process (GO): mitotic cell cycle; intracellular signal transduction; protein phosphorylation
Cellular component (GO): nucleus; cytoplasm
Molecular function (GO): ATP binding; histone H3T3 kinase activity
Source: RefSeq, a predicted model, not a curated record